CUGCCGAGGCAAUCCUCAGCCCCACGACUCCUUACCAAGUAGGAGUUUUCGGAGCCCUUGGAGGAUUUGUGCCUGCUGAUCCUCGAGCACAGGUGACCGCUGCUGAGCGGCGGCGAUCUGGAGCUCUGUGAGGAGCCUUGCCGUGGCACACUGCCACGUGCAGAGAGCACAGGCAAGCACUGCUUUGCACUGCCCACGCUCGAGCUCUGAGGGGUAGUCUGGAGGUCCCGAGCACGGAAAGCCGUUUUUGAGUGAUGCCUGAAACCGGAGCUCUGAGGGGACCUCCCACAGAGUCCUGAGUGCCAACUGGUGUACAUCGGAACUUGACACAGGACCCUGCUUCUGCGACAUUGAGGUGAGCUACACUGGUUUAAAAAUGGGACAAUCCCACUCUGCCCCUGAUCGAGAUCUCUAUAAGCAACUUAACCAUCUCUUACGUAGCUAUAAGAGUACUUUGUCUAAGAAAGAGUUAAAAAACCUUCUAGAACGGAUUCUGCUUAAUUUCCCGAAUACCGAUCGUUCAGGUGUUUUUACUAGAGACUUUUGGGACCCAGUUGGAAAUAGACUUUUUAAUGAUAUUUCACGCCGGGAUCCCGACACUUGUGAGUUGCUCCCGGCGUACAGAACCUUGGCCGACUUGUUUGCUUCACAGAAGACGGCGGCAGCCGCCUUGCCGCCUCGUGCGGUUUCUGACGACCUUGCCCACGCAGCAUCGAGUGUCGAACAGGGCUCGCCCCCGUCUCCCUGCCCGCGGCACUCGGCGCGGGCCCUCGCGGCUCCCGCCCUCGCGGCCGCCCCACCCCCUGCUGCCGUCCCUCCCUGCCAUGCCCCCUUCUCCCCUGCCAUGCCGCUCGGCGUUGUCCCCCCCUCCCCCCGCUCUCUGACCGCGCCCGCCCCCUCAGCGGCGUCUUUCGCGACUGUGGUCACCACCGUCGCCGACUUCUUGCAAAGCCAAGCGGCUACGAUUUUGCAGGCGCUGCAAACAGCCGUCGCCACGAGCGGCCCGCCGCCGCUGCCUCCCGUGGGUGCCACAGCCGGCGAGACGCCUGUGCCAGUGACAGACCAGGCCGCCGUGCCUGGGGACUGGGGAGCAGCGCCACUCGCGCCACGGAACCAAGCGACCAGGCCCCCAGUCCUCUCUCCGUGGCGGUCCCUGGCCAGAGCCCCUGCAGCGCUGCCCCAGCCGGAGCCCCCCCAGCUGCGAGGAGACGCUCUGGGGCUCCGUGCCACGCCCCUGCCGCCCCCUGCACCCGCGGACUUGCAGCAGUUCUCUCCCGCAGCCCCGGUCUUUGUGCCCGGGCCCUCCGGCCGCGCAGUGGAAUCGGCUGCCAUCAUCCCUCGCCAUGCGGACCUCGUGACACGCCCCGCGUAUGCACUGUUUGCACUACCCCCAGGCCAGCUGCCCCACGCCGCCCCCGCCGCGCCUCUGAUGCAGCCUCCCGCUUCCCACGCAUCCCAUGCCGCGGUCUACGCCCAGCCAACGUUCCCACCCCCCCACCCCACGGCAGCACCACAGCCCACGGUCCUGGCUGCGGUCCCUCAGCCACUGCCGCCACCACUGCCGCCACCACUGCCGCCAGCACUUCCGGGUUUCCGGGUUUUCUAACUCUACCACCAUAUCCAUCCGCAUAGCCAGAUCCUGUUACAGCCUCAUCACAAAUAGUCCUCUCUACACCGCCUCCUUCGCAGCUUCUGGAAACCCCAGCCCAGCAGCUACCAGCAGCUCCUGCACGACCACAGCCUCCAGCCGCCCUCCACCCUCCAACGAGUCUGCCUGCAGCACCACAACACGAUUCUACAGCAUCCUAUGCAUAUUCCUCUGCGACCCUUCCUCUGCCGGAUCUACAUUCUACAUCUGCAAGCAAAGCUCCAGGAUAUCCUUCCACACGUGCAGCACAUGCAGGUUCUUUCCAUGUGAAGGACUCAAGUGAAGCCCUACCACGCACCGAAAUCCGCUGGCACCCCCACACCAGGUGAUACUUGUGCAAGUACAAGCCAAGAAGCAAGCAUCCAAACCUGAACUGCGCAGAGUCAUCAAGACAAAAUUAUUUGCCAGAAAAAGCUUGAGAAAAGAAUGGAGUUUUA
This is a messenger RNA of Taeniopygia guttata (zebra finch), 2085 nucleotides long. The record is from RefSeq and is a predicted model, not a curated record. Lineage: Eukaryota; Metazoa; Chordata; Aves; Passeriformes; Estrildidae.